GCUCUCAGUUUUCAGUCGCCAUACAUGGCGGACGCCGCCGAGGACUCCUCGUCGUCUGCGUCUUCGUCGUCUCUCUCGCCGCCGACGUCGCCGCCGCACCAGCACCAGCAGCAGCAGAACCAGCUUCCGGCGAAGCGGCGGGCGGGGCGGAAGAAGUUCCGGGAGACGCGGCACCCGGUGUACCGCGGCGUGCGGGCGCGGGCGGGGGGCAGCCGGUGGGUCUGCGAGGUGCGGGAGCCGCAGGCGCAGGCGCGCAUCUGGCUCGGCACCUACCCCACCCCGGAGAUGGCCGCCCGCGCGCACGACGUCGCCGCCAUCGCUCUCCGCGGCGCGCUCGCCGCAGACCUCAACUUCCCGGACUCCGCCCACACGCUCCCCAGGCCCCGCACCGCCGCGCCCGACGACAUACGAUGCGCCGCCGCACAGGCCGCCGAGCUCUACCGCCCGGCCGCCCACCACCUCAUCGCAACAUCAUCGUCAACGGCCGCGCCACCGCGUCCCCUGGCACUACCACCGCCGGAGCCUUCCGCCUGCUUCCUGGACGAGGACGCCAUCUUUGACAUGCCCGGCCUCAUCGACGACAUGGCCAGGGGGAUGCUGCUCACGCCGCCGGCCAUGGGGAGAGGCCUCGACUGGGGCGCCGUUGACGACGACGUCGACUGCACUCUCUGGAUGGACGACUGAUGAUCGAUCCAUCAUAUCGUUGCCACGCGACACCGUACGGCGAGAUAUCUGCACGCACGAUCAAAUUGUAGUACUGCUUCAAUUCCGGAUGUAGGGUAGUUUGAAAAGGACAUGUCUUGUUUUAGUACAAGGUUGGUUUUAAAACUUCUACUUUUAGUACAUAUUUCCUUCGAUCCAAAAUACAAGUUGUUGGUAUACAAGCCAUUCUACA
Messenger RNA from Setaria italica (foxtail millet), 895 nucleotides. Its product is annotated as dehydration-responsive element-binding protein 1F. Gene Ontology annotation, molecular function: DNA binding; DNA-binding transcription factor activity. NCBI's taxonomy places the organism in Eukaryota, Viridiplantae, Streptophyta, Magnoliopsida, Poales, Poaceae. The coding region runs from base 25 to 684 and encodes 219 amino acids. The transcript has a single exon. Gene Ontology annotation, biological process: regulation of DNA-templated transcription. The record is from RefSeq and is a predicted model, not a curated record.